Molecule: messenger RNA, 2668 nt
Organism: Hydra vulgaris (swiftwater hydra)
Lineage: Eukaryota; Metazoa; Cnidaria; Hydrozoa; Anthoathecata; Hydridae
Product: kinetochore protein Nuf2-A
Cellular component (GO): Ndc80 complex; kinetochore
Source: RefSeq, a predicted model, not a curated record
AUGAGUGGAAAACAAAACAUACCUCUUCAAGGUCACAAAGACAAUUCAUUUUACUAUGAGAAUGAAAAUAGUAACUCUGGCAAUCUUCAAUCAAUUUUGAAAUUAAUAUCUGAUUGUGCAGAAAACAGUUUGGUGAAUGGGCGAAUUGCUACUCCAAAAAAUGAUACACAUCGCUUUAAAACUACGCAAAUUGAGUUGAUUAAUAUUUCAGAUGAAGCAUCUGAUGUUAGCAAUAUGGAACAAAAGCCACAUGUAUUAUGCUUUGUAAAUGAUAAUUGUGAAAUUUGUGAACUAUUUUUUGGUUUUAUUCCUUGCGACUCAGGCUUGUCUGGAGAAGCUAUAGGCAGCCAAAUUUUGAAUAGUAUUAAAGAUUUGGGAUUAGAAAUGAAAUUUUGUGUUGGUCAAGGUUAUGACGGUGCUGGUAACAUGGCUGGGAACUGUUCCGGUGCUGCAGUAAGAAUAAAAGCUAUUUAUCCAAAAGCAUUAUAUGUUCAUUGUGGAUCUCAUGUCCUCAAUCUUUGUGUUGCAAAUGCCUGUAACAUACAGAUAGUAAGCAAUAUGAUGUCAAAUGUUCGUGUUAUAUCUCAGUUCUUUAAUUUUAGUCCAAAGCCUUUUGAUGUUCUGAAAAAAAAAAUGGAAGAAAUGUUUUCAAAAGCUCAUCACUCUCGUUUAAUAGAUGUAUGUCGUACAAGAUGGAUUGCCAGAAUUGAUGGUUUAGAUGUGUUUAUAGAGGUACUUCCUGCUAUAAUUAAAUGCUUUGAGCUAAUGAUUAAUAACGAUGAAAAGUCUUGGAAUCAUGACUCAGUGCGUGAUGAAAAUAGUUAUUUCUUUGCUACUAGAUCUUUUCAGUUUCUUGUUACUUUAGUAGUGGUGUCUCGCUGUUUGGAACGACUAAGAUCAGACAUUGAACACAGUCAUGGUGCUUGGUAUAGUGAGGCAGUUGUAUUGGCAGCUAGUGUUGGUGUUUAUGAGCACAAGCCUCGUACAAUAGGAAAACAGCUUAAUCGAAAUAAUUGUCCUAGUGAAUCUAUUAAUGAGUAUUACAAGAAAGUCAUUACAAUUCCUUUUCUUGACCAUUUAUCAUCCCAGAUUCAAUUACGUUUUUCUAAUAAAAACAUUGCUGUUUAUAAUGGAUUCUUUGCAAUGCCAACUAACGUUUUAAAUGUUGCUGAAUGGAGAAGCAACUUUCUUCUUUUUUCAAAUGAGUAUGAGGAUGAACUUCCGGAACCACGAAUGAAUAACACUAUCAAAACACCAUUAUUUCCUGAACAAGAACUAGUUGAUUGGAUCAGACAGUUUACAAAUCUUAGCUCUUCAGAAUUAACUCUAAAUGAUAUACAGAAACCUACGUAUGAAAAGAUGUAUGUUGUCUACUCCUGUCUGUUAUGUAAAUUACUUAAAAGUUCACAUGAACAAAAUACACAGCUGCCAUUGAGUGUUCUUGAAACUAUAACUCUACAAGAUUGUUGCAUUGAUAGCGCUGCAGGAAACUUAUUACUUAUGAAAAUGCUAAAGUAUGCUCUUCAUAUAUGUGCAGUUGAUGAUUUUUCAGAAAAUGAUCUUCUUUCUCCGUCUCGAAAGCGCACAAGAAAACAUUUAAGCGCUAUUUGUAAUUUUCUGCAUUAUUAUGAUAAUCUUUCUAUUCUAAAUAGUAUCACCGACCAAGUGAAAAAUCAUUCUGUUAAAGUUACAUCAUUACAAAAUGAAAAGGCUGUUCUAAAACAAAGAAUAUCUGUUUUAAAAGGAAAAAAGAAAGAAGAUCACAUAGCCAUUCAAGAGAUAAAUUUAGCUGCUUUAAAAGCUAAGCAUCAAGAGGUUGCUUCAGUAAAGGUUGAUUAUGCAGGCAGUGUUGAAGAAAAGAAGAGGGAAGUAGAAGAAAUUCAAAAUUUUUUGAUUUUAGCAAAAGCCUCAAAGUCUAUUAGUCAAGCAAAAGCUGCUUUAGAAGAACGGGUAUUAAGAAAAAAAAAUUUAUCUGUCAAAGAAAAAAUGAUGGAAAAUUUAAUUGAGAAUGUCCCAUCUUUUUUAACUAUGAUACAAGAAGUUCAAACUGACAUGGCUCAAUGCAAAUCAAUAUUGUCUGCAAUAGAAGAAAUGAAGGAGAAAUCAGACAGGAUUAAUUAUAAAAUUCAAGAAAUAAAUGCAGAUAUGGAGAGUUGUAAAAGGCUUAUAAGUCUUAAUCAAGAAAGUAACAUGAGAGCUGAGGCUCGCAAAAUGAAACUUCAAGAAGACUUUAUGAAUCGUAAAGCUAUUCAAGAAAAGAAACUAGAGAAUAUUGUUAGUAAAAUGGAGAAAAAGCAAGCACAGAUUAACAUUGUUAAAGCUGAUGUUCAAAAUGAAAUAGAUAAGGAAAUUGUAGAAGAAACAGAUCAUCAAAAUAUUAUAAAACAGUUAAAAGCUAAGAAAGAAAGUUUAGAGUUAAUGUGGGAUCAAUAUCUAAAUAAAGUGAUGUUAAAAGUUGAAGAGCAAAAUAAAAAGCUCCUGAUUCUUGCUUCGAUUUGAAAUGCAUUUUGAAAUCGAUCGAAGUUUAAAAUCCUUACUUCUAUCAAGUUUAAAAAUUAUUACUUUGUUGUAGUUACAAGUUUUAUUGUAAAUAAAAAUUGCGUUAGCUGGUGUUGUUAGAAUAAAUAAAGUUUCUUGAAUAAAUAUUUUUUUAUCCUGAAAAAUCUUU